Menidia menidia (Atlantic silverside) is the source of this 1689-nucleotide messenger RNA. Lineage: Eukaryota; Metazoa; Chordata; Actinopteri; Atheriniformes; Atherinopsidae. The record is from the annotation of a GenBank genome assembly.
AGCUGUAACAAGCCGUUACAAUUCUAACCGUCAGAAAUAAGCGUCCUUCAUAGCCAUCACCUUAGUUUUUCUUUUCAAGGUCUAAACAGACUAAACGACACCAUGAGCGGGCCAUCAUUUGUGAGAAAGCCAGGAAGGCAGUUAUUUAUGGAUUUUUCGGAAGCGGACCUACACAAACUGCAGCGGCAGCAUCGCAGAAUGGAGGGGGCCAGGCGGGCUUCCAUAGGUCAAACCAGGGGUCUCAUCAUCAGAGACAGGCGAGAGAUCCAGCAGCUUUGGGAUGAACGUCAAGAGCUUUCACGCAGUCUCAGAAUAUCCCAAAGUGGUUAUCACCAAUGGACUGAUGCCACUGUCCUUCAAGACCUCCAUGCCAAGGUGGCAUGUGGAGACCGACUGGAUGAUGAGCUGGAAGCUGAAAAGAACAAAGCGACUUCUUUGAAAGAUCAAAUUCUUGAAUUAGAGAGGAAACUGGCAGAGCAAAGGAAUAGAGGGGAUUCUUCAUGCUGCAUUUGGAAGUUGGAUAAAAGCAGCUUUAUAAGGACAACACGUGUCAUGGAAAACAGACUUCACAGGGGCAACAAAUGCUUGAAUGAUCAGAUGACUAAGAAUGGAGAGCUGAGAGAGGAGCUAAAGACGCUGCAGAUGGAGAGGAGCAAGUUUCUCCAUGUCAAAUUUCAGCUAGGAAAGGAGUUACGAGCAAUUCAUAGGAACAUGGGUAACCUCAUGACUAAAUGCACAGAUGCCUUUAAUACCAGUGUGAAAAUCCAGGAAAAACAGAAGAUAUUGACUGACCAGGAUGCUAGGGAUAUGGCUCAGUAUACAAGAGAAAUGUUCAGCUUGGACCGAAAAAUCAGUCAUUAUCAAAGAGCCGUGGUUUUCCUAGACAUCAAAGAUACUGUGCACGGCCAGGACACCGACCACAGAAAAGGAAAAGCAGACGCAUUAAAACCACAGGAAUCAAAGGAAUGGAGUCUAAGCGAUUUUAAAAGCCAUCUGGCAAAGAUCUUAACAGAAACGGAGGAAAGCGACCUAGACAAACUGGUCAGAGACUUUAUAGAACAUGAGGAUGUGAACUACACUUUACUGAACUUCAUCAACUGUCAGCACAAUGAGGCCGAGAGCCUCCGAAGGAAGAUCUCCCAGCUUCACAGGGAGAUGAAGGAGUUUGCAGCUGAGCAGCAGCGGAAGCAGGAACAGAGCGAGGCUCGGUGGAAGACGGUUUCCAAAAAGCAAGAGGCCACUGAGCGACAGCUGGGAGUUUAUGAGCAGCGACUUGAGCUCAAAGAAGAGCUCUUCAGUCAGCUUCAAGAAGGUCUGAGAUCGUUGCUUCAGAUUUGCUACAGCAGCUCCGUGGCCUGUGAAAAGCUGGACUCCUCUGAUGGAUUCCAGGCAGAAAAUAUCUCACUGUGCCUGAGGAUGGUGGAGGACAGAGUCAACGAGCUUUUCACGUUGCAGUCGUACCAUCACUGCCAGAAAAACCUGAGCCCGUGGGACACUGUCAGUCUCAACGCUGUUGCCGUCAAGCUCGUCGGAAUAAAACCUCAAGCAGGAAAAGUGACCGUAACUGUGGCAAAACCUCUCCACGACACAGACGUAGAGUCACUGCCGCUCGGAGCUGUGGAGCCCAUGAGUAAAGAAGCUCUACUUUCUGCGGUCUGCAAGAGGCGCCAUCCUCUCCCUCGAAAAUGA